GUGGGGAAAUGGUCACCAUGUGUUUUCCCCCUACCCUCCUCCUGCUGCUGACCCUGACUCCCCACCUCUUGGCCUCAGGACCCUCUGUAACCCCAAUACAGGUCUUAGCCCACACCUCCGUCAGCAAACAGACCUCUGGACGGCCUCCAGAGGUCACAACCCCUGGCAAGGUGGAAAAUGCCAAUAACACUGAGCCCCAGGCCACCAGGGCAACCACGACGGGGGUCAUGAUCCAAGACGGAGGGACUCCAGAGGUCACGACUGAGGAGGGAGAGACAUCGGAGGUCACGACUGCAGAGGGAGAGAUAUCGGGGGUCAUGACUCCAGGAUUGACCACCAGGCAGAGAUCUACAAUCACGACCACCACAACAACCGAGAGGAUGACCCAGAAGGUGACCUCCAGGACGACCCGGAAGGUGACCUCCAGGACGACCCUGCAGACGACCUCCAUGAAGCCCUCGUGGAUGAGACAUGAACAGCAGAUCUCAGUCAAAGUGACUGACCCUCCCAGUCAGAUGUGGAUAGUCUUAAUCCUGUGUCUGGUUUUCAUCACUCUCCUCAUCCUCCUGGUCAGUGCCUGCAGGAAGCUGCAGGAUUUUGGGGGUCAAGGCUCCUACUAUCCCUGUCACCUGGACAGGGAGCGGUACGUCAAUGCUGAGGAGGGAGAGGGGACAGGGGAUGGACAGCCCAGAGCAAUGAGGUGGGUCUUCCUCAGUGCUGUCCGCCGAAUGCUCCCCUGGAGGUCCUCGCCGUUACUGAGCAAUGAUGAGAAUGACGAGGAGGCGGAGUGGGAGCAGGGGGGAGGGGGGGAGGAGGGAGUGGAAGGGGAGGUGGUCCAGGGAAGAGGCAGCAGUGAGGCGCAGCCAGAGGGAGACAGCCAACGGGAGGACACCGAUCACUCCGACAGCGAUGACUACUCCAGCCUCGGAGGGCUAGACCUGAGGGAGAGGGCAGUCCGGGAGGAGGAGAGUGAGGAGAAGGGGCAGGAGGAGGGGUCAGGCAGAGAGCCGAGCGAGGGUGGCCAUCACUCCCCCAGUGGGGAUGAGCUCCUCAGUGACAUCCACUCUUUCUCUGGCACAGCCCAGUGGUCAGACACCAACCACGAUAUCACUGCCCUGUGA
Messenger RNA from Hemiscyllium ocellatum (epaulette shark), 1121 nucleotides. RefSeq lists its product as uncharacterized. The transcript has a single exon. Lineage: Eukaryota; Metazoa; Chordata; Chondrichthyes; Orectolobiformes; Hemiscylliidae. The coding region runs from base 9 to 1121 and encodes 370 amino acids. The record is from RefSeq and is a predicted model, not a curated record.